CCGGGCUGAAGAGCGCACAGCAGUGUUCACCGCCCGCAGAGACGCAGUUGCGGCUUCAGAAGCUUCUUCUCCCGGGUCAACAAUGUCUCCCUUAUCGGUGUUGGUUGGCGCCGUCUUGCUGUGCGUGAGCUUCGUUCGCCAGGGGGAGUGUAGCCUUCAGACGACUCCAGCGCCGACCCCCUGCUCUGCUUACCAUGACUGCGACAACUGUGCUCCAGAUGUUAGGUGUCUGUGGUGCUUCACCACCAACAACUGCACCAACUACCCAGUGAGCUGGCUGCUGCCGCCGGCCUCAUUGUGCCCGCUGUCCCAGGCCCGUUGGGGAGCGUGCUGGUUGAACUUUAAAAACCUGCUCAUUACCUUCGGCUUCCUGGCCGGAGCCAUCUUCAUCGCCAUCAUCGUCUGUUGCUGCUGCUGCUGCUACCACUCCAAGAAGCGCUCAAGGCCCGAACAAGAUGAGGAGGAGCUGGUCAAGAGGAGAGAGGAGUUCCGACAGCGCGCCGACGAGUGGAACGAGGAGAGGAUCGUGAGACACGAACACAUCCGCAAAAAGUACGGUCUGAUGCCAGACCCGGAACACCCGUUCAACAAGUUUGAGAACGAGUAGAGCGGCUCGCUCUGGACCGAGUCCGCCGACCUUCACCGCCGAGGGCCGUCGUCACAGCGACGAGACUCGGAACCCAAAUCACCGACUCGCUCUUUGAGCAAACGAUAGCAAACCUGCUGGUGUGUGGGUGUGUGUGUUUGUAGGGGUGGGGGGGCUGAGGAUGCAGCGAUGUUGCUUUGGAUGGAUUUGUUUCAAACCUUCCCGCAGGGUUCUUUUUUUGUCUUCUGAAAUGUCCUCCUCCUGCGUUUCUUUAAAAAAAAAAAUCAGUAGUUUAAUAUCCGUCUUUGCACUUUGUAUAUAUACAGAAUUGAUUUUAUGAAAUCCGAAGUAAUUGUACCGCAGAUGUGAAGUGGCAAAAAUAAAUUCUUUAACAAUG
Messenger RNA from Pseudoliparis swirei, 983 nucleotides. Its product is annotated as pituitary tumor-transforming gene 1 protein-interacting protein. Gene Ontology annotation, cellular component: cytoplasm; nucleus. Lineage: Eukaryota; Metazoa; Chordata; Actinopteri; Perciformes; Liparidae. The record is from RefSeq and is a predicted model, not a curated record. Bases 83 to 607 code for a protein of 174 amino acids. Gene Ontology annotation, biological process: protein import into nucleus. The transcript has 7 exons.